GAAAAUGUGCUAAUGUAAACGACAAUGGCAACGAUUGAAGAAGUGAGCAGCGAGAUCUUGCACCUUAUUUACGAUGUUAUCAGAAGUAUCGAGAAGGACUCUCAUGACCCGACCCAGAAGAGGGACAGUUACGACAGCGCUGCCAAGAUCCAGGAGCUGCGGGGCAAGCUACAGCUGUGUCGCGACAUGAUCAACAAGCUUCCAGGCAUCGAGCUCACGCGAGAGGAGCAGUUGCGUCGGGUUGAUGCGCUACGGCGCCAGCUGGUGCGGAAGCGCGAACUGCUGGUGAAGUACAAGAGUAUGUGCCAUUUCGACAUGAAAUAGUGUCAGCACCAUGACGAGUCUAGUGCUGCACUGCGUGCUACAACUGCGCCCCCUGGUGGUUGGCAUUACCCGCCGCUGCUGCCACUGGCUAUGUGAGAGACCACUACUUCGGGUUCUUUAGGGAAAGCGAAUGCCUAUCACCGAACUGUGGCAUCUGGUACCAAGCUAGAGUUUGUGCCACCAGAGAUGUCCGCCCUCUCUGCUCUCGCUGAUGACCAGUUAG
This is a messenger RNA of Rhipicephalus microplus (southern cattle tick), 547 nucleotides long. It is a transcript of the gene MED9, whose product is annotated as mediator complex subunit 9. Gene Ontology annotation, biological process: regulation of transcription by RNA polymerase II. NCBI's taxonomy places the organism in Eukaryota, Metazoa, Arthropoda, Arachnida, Ixodida, Ixodidae. Gene Ontology annotation, molecular function: transcription coregulator activity. The record is from RefSeq and is a predicted model, not a curated record. Gene Ontology annotation, cellular component: mediator complex.